This is a messenger RNA of Rhincodon typus (whale shark), 1362 nucleotides long. RefSeq lists its product as uncharacterized. Bases 65 to 1291 code for a protein of 408 amino acids. The transcript has a single exon. The record is from RefSeq and is a predicted model, not a curated record. NCBI's taxonomy places the organism in Eukaryota, Metazoa, Chordata, Chondrichthyes, Orectolobiformes, Rhincodontidae.
UUGUGAUUAGUUGUUGUGCCUGUCUGUCAAGGCCUGGGCCCCGCCUUCAAGGCAGGCAGUUAAGAUGGCGUUGUAUUUUGCCGAUCGUUGUGUAAGGGUCCCUCAGCCCCGGAACUGUGUCAGGAGGCUGAUUAGUAGCGGCUGGAAUCCGGGCAAUGGAUCUGGAUCAGCAGCGGCAGGCUUUGGGCAGGGAGCCGGUGAAUGGCGGCCGCCGCCAUUUCCCUCUGUGGUGCAGAGGCCGAGCGCCCAGAGCCGACCCGCGGCUGGGAUUCUGGAGCCCACUCCCAGCCGGAACCCUCCCAGGCGGGGAGCAGCAGUGCAGGGGACCCGGCUCUCAAAAGCUCUCACUAUCCUAAAGUUAUACCGCACACAGCGCAUAGCUGGCAGUGACCCUCCCGCCGAACGAUCCCCAUCAGCGGCUGGGAGUGUGACAUUUCCAGUGGAAAGGGACCUUUCCUCCCAGAACAGGGAGCUCAGGGAUACUGAUCUGUACAUGAUGUAUGUUAACGGGUUUACUAGCCAUGGCAGCUGUUUCUCCUGCCGGGCCUUGCUUUCUCAGUCGGGGAAUGACAAAUACCUCCGGGGCCUUUGGUGCUUUCGGACUUUUAAACGGUCAUUCGUCACAAAUGGCUGGGCAUCACCCCUGGAUAGUAACGGAUGCUGGCAUUCUGUCACCAAAGUACAUCCCCAGUGCAGGUCCUAUGGCCACUUUAAAGAUGGCAAUAGGUACUCUGGAAGAAAUAAUUCUGCCCCACUUCCUCGAAGAAGCAACACGCUAUACUAUGAUAUUUUGAAAAUCUCUCCCAAUGCCACCCAGAAUCAGAUCAAAUCAGCAUACUACAAGCAGUCAUUUCGUUACCACCCAGACAGGAAUGCAGGAAGCGAGGAAGCAGCGUUAAGGUUCACUCAAAUAAAUGAGGCAUAUUCCGUGCUGGGAAGCGUGACCCUGAGGAAGAAGUAUGACCGGGGAAUUUUGACAGCAGCAGAUUUACAUGGUGGGAAGAAACCCUUGGAGAAAGCCCAAUCCACAACGACAAAACAAUCGCAGGCGUGGAGCUCGUCAGAUAACUUGAACUCCGAGAAAUCGAUUUUCAAUUUUGAUGAGUUCUACAAAGCUCAUUAUGGGGAGCAAUUGGCCAGGGAGCAGACCCAACGCUGGAGAAGGAUGCAGCUUCGCAAAAACAAGGAAAGUCUGGAGAGAAAAUGGCAAUUCCAGAAACUAGUAGAGAUGACAGUGACUGCUAUGCUUAUUGGAGGAUUUUUUUUACUGAUCAGUAUCAGUAAUAAAUAAACGAAUAAGGCUUUCUCAGGGAACUAUGACUUGAAUUUCAUUGUAAUUUUGUGUGUCAAAAUAGUACUAGU